UCCGAUCCGGGACUGUCACCGCCCGCUGGCCGCUCCACGGAGCCCUUUCCUCUGCGUCCAUCUCCAGCGUCCCCGCCGCCAUGACCACCACCACCACCUUCUCGGGCAUGGACCCCAGUGGCAGGAACAGCUCCAGAGUGCUGCGUCCUCCUGGAGGUGGGUCCAACUUUUCCCUGGGUUUUGAUGAACCAAAAGAACAACCUGUGAGAAGGAACAAAAUGGAAUCCCACAUCUUUGGAACUCCUGAGGAAAAUCCACCUUCCUGGGCUAAAUCAUCGGGGACUAAGCCAGGUGAAAGCGGAGAAAACUGUGAAUCAUCUGGGCCACAAAGAAGAAACUCAACUGAUGCAAACUGCCGAGACUCUGUAGAUCCCAAGGGAGAAAUUGGUGGUGGUGAAACUUCUGAAAUCACUGAGGCUGACGUAGAAGCUGCCCCAGGUCAGAGUGAAGAGAAAUCCCUGCCUGCUGCACCUGUUCCUAGCCCAGUAGCACCAGCACCAUCCAGGAGAAAUCCACCCGGUGGCAAGUCCAGCCUAGUCCUCGGUUAAACCUUUCCCUUCCUGUUUUGAACUCGUGUCUUGUUUCUUCCCCCCCUUACCCCCCAUGCUUGUGAACUGCACAACUUGAGCCUGACUGUACAUCUCCAAUUCCUUUCAUUAAAAAGAAGCACUUUAUGUACUCCCA
Molecule: messenger RNA, 684 nt
Organism: Neopsephotus bourkii (Bourke's parrot)
Lineage: Eukaryota; Metazoa; Chordata; Aves; Psittaciformes; Psittacidae
Gene: JPT1
Product: Jupiter microtubule associated homolog 1
Exons: 5
Coding region: 81-548 (155 amino acids)
Cellular component (GO): nucleus
Source: RefSeq, a predicted model, not a curated record